CCUAUAAUCAUCUGUUUUCCACAUAUAUUUCUAUUCUAUUCCUAUAUCUCCUUCAUUCCUAUAGGUUUUUAAUCCUGCGUUGUAAAAGGGCGUACAUAUAUUACAAGUGUCACAGGUCGAACCUGUUAGCUUGGUACGUGCGACGUAGCAAUGUCCGGGCACGAGCAAGCAGACCACGUCGCCGAGAGCUCCGGCACGCGGAACGACGGCGCUGCCACGGCGAAGCACCAGGAGUGGCUGAAGGAGAUGCGCGGGUGGCUGAUGGUCCUCGCCACACUCGCCGCGUCGGUGACAUACCAGGCGGGGCUGAACCCUCCCGGCGGCUUCUGGCAGGACGACGACAAGCCGGGCCACGUGGCGGGCAACCCCGUGCUCCGCGACCGAAACGCUGCGAGGUACCUGACGUUCUACUACUUCAACGCGACGGCGUUCGCCACUUCGUUGGUGAUCAUCCUCCUGCUCCUGAACGAGCAGUUCUACCAGACGGAGGCCAAGGUCGCCGCCCUCGUCCUCACCACCAUGGUCGACCUCAUGGGCCUCGUCGGCGCCUACAUCGCGGGGUCCACCCGCGACAUGUCUUCCUCCAUCUGCAUCAUCGUCCUCACCUGCUUCCUGUUCGUCUGCGUCGUGUACAUGGCUAGGGUGCUGCCGAACCUGUGCUUCAUUGUGCUGUACAUGGCGCCACCGCUCUUCACGAUGGCGAAGAAGGGGUGGCUGCCGGUGACGGCGAACAUGAAGACGCGCGUGGAGGCGGCGAAGAAACGGGAGGAGGAGCAGAAGAAGAGAUCGAUCAAUAACGGGAAGAGUCGGUGCCUUUGCUGUGCGUGCUUCAUGGCUUCCAAAAAUGAUAAUCAUCCGGAGGCUGCUGCUUAAACCGUCUCCUGCUAGGCCUUUUCACAUGGUUAUUUACAUGAUUACUUAAAUGCUGUAAUAAUCUGGGCUGUGUGCAUCCUUGGAUGCAGAGACCAGGAGAUUUUCUCUUCCAUUAUCCAAUCUAGUCUGUCAACCCGUGCGACUCCAUGGGCUAGUAAAUUUUGAAUGCACUUGAAUGUUCAAGAAACAACAGUUGCACAUUCAAGAUUUUGGGCAUCAAGCAAUUACGAAGAUUUAAGACUUUAGGAUUUGAAAACAAAGAAGUGAUAAAGUAUUAGAGUGACUAUUAGACGUGUGAUAGUUAGUUACAUAACAAAGAUAUUAAGCUUUAUAUUUUUUGUCUAUAUAUUUAACGGGUAGCUAGCAUUCCUAAAACAGUUAGAGAUGAGAAAAAAAAAAGAAAUAAGAACAGGAAAAGGAAUCAGAUGAAAAGAAUAUGAUUAAAGAUGGUCUAAUAUCGUGUCUUCCUUACCUCAUGGUACGGACGGAUGUGACGGGACUUUCCGACCUUUCCCCAUCCUCUGU
This is a messenger RNA of Phragmites australis (common reed), 1398 nucleotides long. RefSeq lists its product as uncharacterized. Bases 151 to 873 code for a protein of 240 amino acids. The record is from RefSeq and is a predicted model, not a curated record. NCBI's taxonomy places the organism in Eukaryota, Viridiplantae, Streptophyta, Magnoliopsida, Poales, Poaceae. The transcript is spliced from 2 exons.